AUGAGAUUAUCGCAUGUAGACAGAUAUCCACGGUUUGGAGAAAUGGAACCCCAAUUUGUGUGCUUUACAAAAAGGCUCUCAAGAACGGAUGUCCGUCGCAACCUGGAAAUACCCAACGGGGCACUUUUUCUGCCGGCGGGCAACGGGGUCAUGCGAGUGCGUGACCGACAUGGAGUCACAUAUCAAUUCGUAGCAUCAGAAAGGAUAGGAAGGAGGCGUUCUCUGACCCAAGACUGGAUCCCUUUUGCAGCGGCAAAGACUCUUGAAGUCGAUGCCAUGCUAAGAAUUUAUUGGUCAGGGGAUGGGAAUGAAUAUGUGGUGCAAGAGGGUGUGCAACUCUUUGGACCGCACAUAGCUUGGUUAACACUAUGA
Ilex paraguariensis (yerba mate) is the source of this 372-nucleotide messenger RNA. NCBI's taxonomy places the organism in Eukaryota, Viridiplantae, Streptophyta, Magnoliopsida, Aquifoliales, Aquifoliaceae. The record is from the annotation of a GenBank genome assembly.